Plutella xylostella (diamondback moth) is the source of this 540-nucleotide messenger RNA. RefSeq names its product Cmc1 protein (gene Cmc1). The record is from RefSeq and is a predicted model, not a curated record. Lineage: Eukaryota; Metazoa; Arthropoda; Insecta; Lepidoptera; Plutellidae. Gene Ontology annotation, cellular component: mitochondrion.
AGCCUGCGAGCGAGGCGAAGUUAUAAAGAAAACCAUUUUUAUUUACCUACUUGCAGUCAUUAAGACGAGUGACGACUUACCUUUUAUAACAAUUGUUCUCUAACUAUCUAACUUAUUUACCACUAUGGCUGCGGCUGCGGAAAAAACUGUAUUGGCCCCUAAUUUCUCUGCAGGACCUGUAGGAUUAGGUGAUCCUAAUGACAGAAGCCUGAGAAGAGUUGAAAUUGAAGUAAUGAUACCAAAACUGAUGAGAGAAAAAGCUAAGAUUGAGAAGUGUCCCCAACAAGUUCAGGAAUUUGAGAAGUGUUGCAAGGAGUCGUCCUUGUUCAUGAUAUUUAGCUGCAGAAAACAAAACUCUGCUCUUAAAGGAUGUUUAACCGAAUGGUAUCAAAAUGAUGAAUUCAGACAGCUAUGCACUGAACAGUAUUUAAAGGAAAGGAGUGAAUACAGAAGAAGUGGUGUCAGGAAGCCAAUAAAAAGGGCUUAACUUUAAUUGUUUGAUUUAGAUGUGUAGAAUAAAAUGUGUUAAUUAUUGAUCUA